CCACGCGACGUUAGCCAACACUUAAAUACCAUCCCACAAGCAGUAAACGAAAGAAAAACAAAACCCAAGAAAACAACGGAAUAGAAGAAGGACAAAGUUUUGUUCAAUGUAAAUGGAGCCGUAAAGCUAACAAAAUAAAAUGAAGACCUAUAAAUUAAUCACGCACACAAGGGGCUGUAAUAAGUCAUAUGAUGCCGAUUUAGUGUUAAAUCCACAGGAUCAUCCGACAGCCAAGGUCGGCGAUGUGGUGGAAAUCUAUGCACCCGACGAUGAGAAUGGCACCCAUCUGCUGCUGCAGAUAACCGAACUGAACGAACAGAACAAAACGGGCCGCAAUGUAAUCAGCAUUGAGUCGUGCAUCGCUGUCGCAUUCAAGAUGAAACCCUAUACGCAUGUCGUGAUGCGAAUUGUGAAUCCGGCGGAUGUUGCACUCGACUCCAUAGAGAUCACCUUCAAGGAUCAGUAUAUGGGACGCUCGGAAAUGUGGCGUCUCAAGACGUAUCUGACAAAUACCUGCGUGUAUGUGAACAAGAAGAUCGACUACAAUGACAUGCAGAUACGGUGUCAGGUGUACGAGAUGUGGUCGCAGGGUGAGCGUGUGGCCAGCGGCGUCAUUACGGAUGACACAAAGAUUGUGUUCCGCAGCAGCACCUCGAUGGUCUAUCUAUUCCUGCAAAUGUCCUCGGAAAUGUGGGAUUUCGAUAUCCACGGCGAUUUGUACUUUGAGAAAGCGGUCAAUGGAUUUCUCACCGAACUCUUUCAGAAGUGGAAGAAACUCGGCUGCAAUCACGAGGUGACCAUUGUCCUCUUCUCGCGCACCUUCUAUGCGGCCAAGAACCUCGAUGAGUUUCCCGCCCAUAUGCGCGACUGCCUGCAGCAGGAUUACAAGGGACGCUACUACGAGGAUUUCUAUCGCGUCGCUAUACAGAACGAACGCAACGAUGACUGGUGCACUGUGCUCGCCCAGCUGCGGAAACUGUUCACCUCGUAUCAGGCGACUGUGCUGCGCUAUCAUGAACGUCAGAAUAUGCGCAUACCGCUGGCAACCAAUUCGACGGCGACGCAGGGCAACUUCCUGGAGGUGCUCAACAUAUCGUUGAAUACAUUCGAGAAACAUUAUUUGGAUCGCACAUUCGAUCGCACUGGUCAACUGUCCGUUGUGAUUACGCCCGGUGUCGGAGUAUUCUCAGUGGAUAGAGAACUCACCAACAUCACCAAGCAGCGCAUCAUCGACAACGGCGUCGGCAGCGAUCUUGUGUGUGUGGGCGAGCAGCCUUUGCAUGCUGUGCCGCUGCUGAAGUUCCACAACAAGGAUACGACACUCACAUCGGCCGAUGACUACUCACUGCCGCAUUGGAUUAAUCUGAGCUUCUACUCCACGAACAAGAAGAUUGCAUAUUCUAAUUUUAUACCACGCAUCAAGCUGCCGAUUCUAUCGUUUGACGAUGACCCCGAUGUGGAGGAGAGUGAGCGUAACUUUCUCAGCUGCAAUCAGUCCGAGUAUAUACACAACUCCCUCUUCGACUAUGAUGCGUACGAUGAGCAAAUCUUUCAGCCACUGCCCGCCCAGAGCACCUGCUCCUUGCAGCGUGUGGUGAGGGCAAAGAAGACGUCGGUGCCCAGCUUUGAGACGUAUGCGUAUCGCAACAAUGACUGGGAGAAUCUGACGCCCACAAAAAUACCCAGUUUGCGGCGUAAGAUGUCUGAUCCGGACAUACAUCACGGCACCUCGGGCAUGCUGGCCACCCUCUCCGACGCGACCAAUCUGUCUGAGUCGCUGGCAUCAGAGAAGAAUGCCAGACGAACAAUUGUCAGCAUUGCACCAAUUGUGCGCCCGGGUCGGGCGCUCAUCAAUCCCUUUGAUCCAUCGCAUGUGACCAUUAAGCUAACUUCCAAUCGACGCCGUUGGACGCACAUCUUUCCCAAGGGCCCAACGGGUGUGCUCAUCCAACAACAUCAUUACCAAGCUGUGCCAGCAAAAACAGUGCCGGCGAUCAACUACUCUCGCCAUCUGCAGCACUCGAAUAGCACCAACAACAACACCAACAAUAACAAUGAGAACAACGAGUUCAACUCGUCGGCUGGCGAUCAGUUUGAUCAGAUGUCAACUCACUCCAUGAUUAGCCUGACCAGAUCUUUUACUUCACAAAACUUUGCCAUAGGCGAUGACAAAUCUGAUUUUUUCAAGAAGCGCCACAAUUCGCUGCUAAAUGCAACGCCGGCCGCCAAUGUGCCCAAUCUGACUGCCACACAGGCGAAGUCGUAUCUGUGGGGUGCCACUGGGGAGCAGGAGUGGACGCCAGCGAUUACAACGGGCAAACACACAACUAUGAAACCGAUUGUCGAAAGUGACCAUAAUAAUUUUGGAAGCUCACCGCUUGAGGCUACAACAGAGGCGGUCGGCAAAGGAAAGAUCAUCAUAGGCGUUGACUGGAAAUCGCUAUCGAUACCCGCUUGCCUGCCCAUCACCACGGACUAUUUUCCGGACAAGCGUUCACUUCACAACGACUACGUGAUUUCCGCGUACACACUGCUUCCCGAUGAUGUGAAUCAGGACUAUGCCACCAGUCGUGCCGUCUACCGCAAGCCCCUCUCCACGGAGGAGGUCUGCAAGGAGAUCGUCUCACAGCGGCUGGCCCAGGGCUUUCAGCUAAUUGUUGUCGAGGAGAAGCCGACGACAGCCAGCUCCAGCAACGCUUGUUCGGCCAGUGGACCAGGAGUUGGCAGUGGUGCCACCACCACCAACAACCAAUCCACAUCUGCUGUGCUCCCCGUAAAGCCACCCUGCGAGUCGAACAAGGAGUUUCUGCUCUCCAUUGGACGCAUCUUUCACAAGAUCUCGUUCAGCGGCUCUGUUAUCACCGUAACGGGUUACAGGCCCAGGCAUCCCUAUCCGCCCAUCAAUGUGGAUUAUCGCUAUCGCUUUCACGCGCCACAACACGAGACGUAUGAGAUAUCUGGCGUUAACUUCACCACUGAAAAGCUGGAGAACUUCAGCUGGAAUCACAUGGAUUUGUACAUUUGCACGCGCGGCGACGUCGACUAUCCGCUAAUGGAGAGCCUGAAGUAUUGGCGCUUUCGCAUGUAUCUGUUGCCGCGCGAUAGCAUGGUUAAUAAGAUCGUUAGCUUUGGGUGCCAGCGCUGUGAUAUAUUCACCGAAGCCGUGGUGGAUAACACACGGGAGCAAAUUGAGGAUUUUGUACGACUGAUCGAGACUGUCAGCAAAUUGAAGCGACAAAAUGGCCGCAAAGCUCGCGAUAGCCCCACCACCCACAGUCUAACCAAGCGACGACACAGUACGAGCAAUUUGUCCAGGCCUCUUAACCAGCAUGACACACCCACACCUAGAAACACUGAAAAGACUCAUAAUCUAUUAAACUCACCACAGCAAAGCAUCGAUGUGCGACCCAAACUGGAUGCCAGCCGCAUUUCUCGCAUCCUGCCCAGUCAGGAUGCGGCAACAGCGGCGGCAGCAACUGCGACUGCAGUCGCUCCACGCGACGAUCAGGAUGAUGGUUUCCCCAUGGAUAUCAAGUUCAGUGCGAGUGCAACGCUGGCAGAGAUGUUUGAGGCCAUGAAGCAUCCGGUGAAUGGCGUGGGCUUCUUUACCCAAACUCAAUCGCUACCCUCCUGCACCUUCAUCUCUUACGAUGCGCUGAUAUGGCUCCGUUCUCGUGUGACCAACGGCCGCCAUCCUCUGGAGCUGUUGGAGGCAAUGCGCAAGGAGCGCAUGAUAUGCCACGCCUCUGGCGAUUGGAAUCAGCCCGUUGUGCCGGGCUUUGUCUUCUACUAUGUCGUCCAGCAGGACAAGAAUGCCAAAGAUUAUGCGCCGCCUUUGAACGAGUAUAGCGCAUUUGUCAAUGAGUGGCUGGAGAUUGAGCUCCAGGGUUGCGGCUUCCUGUGGCACGACGAGCCAGCGCCCACAAAGGUGCCCAAUUUCUUGCGUGAUACGCCCGCUCCACAAUCCUGGACGGAGUACUGCAUGAACAAGCGCGUCUGUCGCAAGUCGCAUUUGGAGAUCGAUGUGAACCAGAAGAGCGAUCGCAUGGAAUGGGGUCAUGUCAAGCAUCACACGGUCAUGCAGCCAGGAUUCGCUUUCGAGCUGGUCGUCGAGUGGGUAACCUCAUCGGGACCCAUUGUUUCUGAUCUGAUUUCUGGUUGGAUGCGCAAGGCGAAUCAGUGUGGCUUUCAGCUAGUCUCUGUGCCCGCUGAUCCCAUGGCUGAGCCGUUUACAGAGAAAUCAGAUCCAUUACGUGGUCCCAUCUUCAUUCCAUUGUGCGUCACAUUUUUACCGGAUGGCGCCGCCCUCUUCGAUGAGUUCCCCGAGAAUAGCCGUUCCGAUCGCAUGCUCUUCCUGCAGGAGACCAUUUUGGCCAGAUUUGGUUUCAUGCCUUGCGUGCUCGAGGAGAAGUUCACCCUAAACAAGGACCAGAUGCCCAAAGAAUACCAAUAUGUCCAUUGCACUGGCAAUAUGUUUGCUCUAAUACGCUGUGCCAGCAAGAACUACCAGGUGGAGUCACCCAGUCGCCAGGAGGCGAAUUUCACGCGUUGUGUUUAUGGACACACGAACAAUACGAAUGUGCCCAAAAAGGUGGGCUUCUUGUGGGCCUGGAAUCACAUGAUACCCAACAAGAAGUGGAAGGCGCUGACCAUCAACAACUCGGCAGAUGGCGAACUCUUCCAGCUGCGCAUGCUGAAGGAUUUCCGUGAGUUCUGCUCGAACAGUGAUCAGCGUCUGGCCAAGUUUUGGACGGAUUCGCAGGAGCUAAAGCGGAAAUGCCUUAAAUUUGAAUACAACAACAAUAACAACAGCGAUGAUGCAAAAAUUGUAUAGACUUCCAACUUAAGAUAUGAAUUAAUUUAAACUAUUAAAUAUUGAUAUAGGAAAACUGA
Molecule: messenger RNA, 4893 nt
Organism: Drosophila grimshawi
Lineage: Eukaryota; Metazoa; Arthropoda; Insecta; Diptera; Drosophilidae
Gene: Iml1
Product: GATOR complex protein Iml1
Exons: 20
Coding region: 140-4834 (1564 amino acids)
Biological process (GO): positive regulation of autophagy; negative regulation of TORC1 signaling; cellular response to amino acid starvation
Cellular component (GO): GATOR1 complex; lysosomal membrane
Molecular function (GO): GTPase activator activity
Source: RefSeq, a predicted model, not a curated record